Messenger RNA from Apiotrichum porosum, 669 nucleotides. RefSeq lists its product as uncharacterized. Lineage: Eukaryota; Fungi; Basidiomycota; Tremellomycetes; Trichosporonales; Trichosporonaceae. Gene Ontology annotation, biological process: regulation of vacuole fusion, non-autophagic. The record is from RefSeq and is a predicted model, not a curated record. Bases 1 to 669 code for a protein of 222 amino acids. The transcript is spliced from 5 exons. Gene Ontology annotation, molecular function: GTP binding; GTPase activity. Gene Ontology annotation, cellular component: late endosome; fungal-type vacuole membrane; vacuole.
AUGUCGGCAGCCAGGAAGAAGGUUCUCCUCAAGGUGAGACAACCGUCACACAGCCCCACACACCACCCCCGUGCCGAUAACGCCGCCCAAUCCACCUCUGGGCCCACGGUACCGUCCACCAACGGCGACAAGGACACUGGCGUCGGGCCGUCAUCAUCCUCGGCGACUCUGGGCGCCGACUUCCUCACCCGCGAGCUCGUGGUCGACGACCGCGUCGUCACGAUGCAGCUCUGGGACACUGCCGGCCAGGAGCGCUUCCAGUCGCUCGGUGUUGCAUUCUACCGCGGCGCCGACUGCUGCGUGCUAGUUUACGACGUCAACUCGAGCAAGAGCUUCGAGGCUCUUGAUGGCUGGCGGGAUGAGUUCCUCGUUCAGGCAUCCCCGCAUGACCCGGAGAACUUCCCAUUUGUUGUCCUUGGCAACAAGAUUGACAUGGAGGAGUCGAAGCGCAUGGUGUCACAAAAGCGCGCAAUGACUUGGUGCCAGGCCAAGGGCAACAUUCCUUACUUUGAGACAUCCGCAAAGGAGGCCAUCAACGUCGAGCAGGCGUUCCAGACCAUUGCCAAGAACGCUCUUGCACAGGAGGCCGAGACGGAGCUGUACGCCGACUACCCGGACCCCAUCAGGAUCGACUCGGACAACUCGCAGAACUACGGGUGCAGCUGCUAA